Aspergillus affinis is the source of this 1407-nucleotide messenger RNA. RefSeq names its product solid-state culture-specific protein-like protein. NCBI's taxonomy places the organism in Eukaryota, Fungi, Ascomycota, Eurotiomycetes, Eurotiales, Aspergillaceae. The transcript has a single exon. The record is from RefSeq and is a predicted model, not a curated record. Gene Ontology annotation, molecular function: metal ion binding; ATP binding. Bases 1 to 1407 code for a protein of 468 amino acids.
AUGAAUCCUCAAGAAUCUGUAGUCCUCGACUACACCCUCUGCGAUCUCUACAACCUUGAAAAUACGUCUAAGGAAGCCAUUGUUCUCGUAUAUGCCUAUGCACCACCAGUCGAUAUUCAGCCAACAUCCUCAACGCCGGUUCUGACGAAAUUUCCCAUUCAGUCGCCUCUCUGUCCAAUUUGCGAUAGAGAAGAGCUCGCCAAACAGCUGUUCCACGGCACAUCGCAGCGAUUUGGCUUCUGCUCUGGUCCUAUGCGCAUCGCCAUUUUUGAUCUCGACCACAAACAAUCAUCUCCCGUGCAGCCUCACCACGUAGAUACAUACAAUGUGUUCAAUCAAAUAUCAGCACAGCAAAGACCACAUCCACAAUUCAUCAAAAACCCAGCAUCUCUGAAUCUCGGCGCCAACUCUCGUCUUGCAAUAACCGUACCCCUGGACUGGAUUUCUCAUCUUCCGCACGUCACAAAUCCUGAUGUUCACUAUAAUCUACUGUCAAAGCGUGGACUUGCGCUUUCGGGGCUCCCAACACCCAAAACAACUGUCAUUGACACCCGCCUGACACCAAACCGCCCAUUCACCGAAUCGGAGAUCCAUGAAGAAUUCAGGCGUAUGACCCAACCAAUCCGCGAAAAUACACUGCCAUUUAUCCUGAAGGUACCACGCGUGGCAAGCAUAGGCCAAGGAACAUUCAUUAUCCGCACAGAAAGCGAACGAACAGCCGCAAACACCGUUUUCCAAGACACGGUCGGGAAGAUGUUGCGAGAUCUAACGCCGUCAAACGCACAUCUAAAUCCUUGCAACGUGAUCAUACAGGAGAUGGUUGAGGGAGAAACAGUGGGCAUCACAUUUUUCGUUACGCAAUUCGGCCGAUCUAUCUUCAACUGCUGUACUAGACAGGAAGUCGAUGGGUCAUAUUGCUGGUCGGGAGGAUUUGUCUCUUAUAAUGAGCAGCCCGCUUUAGAGGAGCGAUACCGUGAGAUAAUCAACACCGUGGCGCGGCUUUUGCACGAACAUGGCUAUUUUGGGCCUGCUGGAAUUGACGUCAUGACAGACGAUCAGGGGAAACAGCUUGUUGUUGAUCUCAAUGUUCGGAUAACCGGGACGUAUCAUCUCGGGCCUCUGCGGGGACAUUUCGCUCGAAGGGGCUUUGUGGAGGCUGCUGGACUGGCGAAUCAGCGGAUCAGGUGUACGCGAGAGGCCUUUGAGGAAGUAUUUAGAAAUGAACUAAGCGAAGGGAGCUUAUUGGUUACAGCGUGGAUUCACGCAGGAGAAUGGAGCCUUGUUACCAUGACUAUUGCCGCAAAGGAUAUGCAACUUCUGAGAAAGUUAGUUCAGAAGGUGGCUGAGUACAAGGAGCGGUGUUUGUCAGGGGGCAAUGAGAUUGUAUCGAGACUUUCUGUCCUGUAA